Molecule: messenger RNA, 1461 nt
Organism: Phanerochaete carnosa HHB-10118-sp
Lineage: Eukaryota; Fungi; Basidiomycota; Agaricomycetes; Polyporales; Phanerochaetaceae
Exons: 7
Coding region: 1-1461 (486 amino acids)
Source: RefSeq, a predicted model, not a curated record
AUGCAAAUUGUCCACUUUAUUAUCUAUUCUGCAAAAGUCAAGGACAACAUCAUCAUUACUCAGUCGGCACACCAUAACUCAGCUAUACCACCCAAGAACAUCUCUCCUGCUGUGCAGCAGUUUCUGGCGGAAAGACAUGUCAUUCUCUUCACCUUUGAUAAAGGUGUCAUUCUUGGCUACUCAGUUCAUCUGUAUUGUGACCAGUGCAACACCAACUUCCAUCACAACUACACAGUGAAAGAUGGGGUCUGCACCUAUUACUCUGGUGUUCCAGAGUUCCUCCAGGCUGGAGAGCAUCAUUUUGUUGAGCGGAAGCUUGUCAAUCUUUGGAUUCACCUUAUACUGACGGCAUGGACUUCAGCUUCGGCUUGCACUGACACAUAUAAUGAAGUUUUGGCUCAGCCGCCACUACAAGACUGGCCCUUCAGCUCACUGCUUCGGCCCGAGCACGUCUGGGAUGCGUUUACCUUGCUCUGCCUUAUGGAAGACUAUGAGAGACGCAAAUUUGUUCUUCAAGUUCCGCACAGUGGCGAUCAGAAGUAUAGAUUCUCUGAUGCCACAUCAUGUGUCGUCACCAAUGGCAUGACCAUUAGAUAUCCUUGCUGUGCAGUUCAUAAUUGCAAGGUGCCCCUUACUAGCCGCUGCGAUCGCUUUUGCUUGCAGCAUAAGGAGUUACAUAAGGUCUGCUCCAUAAUCGGCUGUGACAGAGCCAUUGUCACAGGCAGCAAGGUCUGCAGUGACCAAACCCAUAUCAGUGUUGAGAAGGCAUAUAAUGAGCACGGCCAGUCUCACUUUCAGCUUCAACAACGUCUUCGCAGCGUCUGCAUAGCCAGUGCCGUGACAACCACAGGAGACCCUAAUGACAAGGCUGCAGAAGAAGACUUCAAUGUGGAUGCAGCAGGCAACACUAUCCCUGCCACCACACAGUUUGGUCAAAAGCGCACACACAACAAGCAAAUUAUUGUUGCCCCGUGUGGUGUUAUUAUUGCCCGCACAACCUUCUUUGGUGCAAAAGGAGUUCGCAGUGUUGCUGAGUUUAUCAAGCAGACAUAUAGAUCAGUGCCAUUUGUCCCGGACCAUGUCUUCUACAACAACAACUGCCACAUGAAGAAAAGCGUGGCAAACGAUCCUUUCUUUGACCACAUUGCACUGACAGUUGAUGUAUUUCACUUCAAAAGCAAGCACAGCUCAACUGAUCUAUAUUACCAAAGCCACUGCAACCUAGUAGAUUAUUCCGAGCUGCUAGGAGAAGACGGACAGGGCUGGUUUUUCAACUCAUCUAUUGCGGAGCAGACUAACGCAUGGCUUGCCAACUACCUCUCAAUCUGCCAUGAGAUGCACAGAGAUCGUUUCAAUUUCUUCCUAGAUGAGAUGAUCAUCCGCCAAAACAGAAGUACUGUGUCCAAACUUAGGUCCCAAGACGCCAUGCCAGAUUAUUGGUCUGCCGAUAUGUUUGAGUAG